CACUCCCCGCAUCUCCGCAUACCGUUCCACCGGAGGAAAUGCCCUGCUGUAAUUUCUCCAUCCAGCAGGCUACCCCAGUAUGGGGAAGAUUGCAUCCUGCGUAGAUUGGGGAUCAACAUUGGGGUAAUUCUGGGGUAUGAAUUAUAUAAAAAAUCACGGCGCCGCCAUGUAUGCUAGAAAGGAUCGUCGGUCUCCUGGCUCCUGUUUUUCUGGUACCGCCUAUCCGUCGCACCAAUCACUAUUAUGCGGUCCUCCUUGGUGUCUUUGGCUGUAGCGCCGGCACUCGUACGUGCGGCGCUCAACACGACCGAAACUUCAUCUGCGGUCAUCAUCGCCAACGAUCGUCUCUAUGCCAGUGUCAACAAGGCCACUGGCUCUGUCGAGACCCUGACAUUGGACGGCCAGAACCUGCUAGGCACCAAGUCUGGUUCCACAGGUGUUGGUCCGUACCUCGACUGCUACUGUACACCAUCUGGAUUCUGGACUCCCGGGAGCUCAAAGCCCACAUACGCGCUUUACAAUGGCACAGACUCGACAGGCACAGCGUACGGCGGCAUCAAGAUGUCAGAUACAUAUAUUCCUACAGGCCAGGUACUGGAAACUUACUGGUUCUUGAGGGAUGGCGAGACUGGAUUACACAUGUUCGAGCGGCUUGCUUACUAUAACGAGACGACACCGUUUCUACGGAACUUGCAAGAGUUCCGAACGCUCUUCAGACCCAACUCGGCCAUUUGGACACAUUUGCUCACCAACGAGGAGCAGUGGGCGCCGCUGCCGAGCAAGGCGGCCAUUGCUAAGCAGGUCGUUGUUCAGGAUGCGACAUGGUACUUUGGAAACACCCCAGAUGAUGCCUACGUACAGCAGGAAGCGGACUACUUUACGAAGUACACUUUCCAAGAUACUUGGAGGAACAACGAUGUUCACGGACAAUUUGCCGAUGGUACACAGACUCCUGACAACUCUACUUACGGUGCUUGGCUGGUUAUGAACACGAAAGAUACCUACUUCGGCGGUCCACUUCACUCCGAUCUGAUGGUUGACGGUAUUGUCUAUAAUUAUAUUGUUUCAAAUCACCACGGAGACCAGACGCCUAACAUCACAAACGGUUUCGACCGGACAUUUGGACCGCAAUAUUAUCACUUCAAUCACCUUCCGGCGGGCACCGACAUCCUCGAAUCUCGCGCCGAUGCAGCUCAGUAUGCGGACCCCGCCUGGAACGCCGAUUUCUACGACUCCAUCGCACAAUACGUCCCCAACUAUGUGCCCACUUCGGAGCGCGGUUCGUUUAAGCUCCAGGUCUCCCUUCCUGACAAGGCAGAGAAGCCAAUCGCUGUUCUCGCACAGAACGCUAUUGACUUCCAGGAUAACGUCUUUGAUACGAAGGCGUAUCAAUACUGGGGCGAAAUCGAUGCUACUGGUGCUGUGACAAUCCCACGUGUUAAGGCCGGGAUUUACAGAUUGACCAUCUACGCUGAAGGUGUCUUUGGUGAUUAUGUUCAAGAUGAUAUUGUCAUCACUGGUGGCGAGGAGGAGAGUGUCAGUAUCAAAUGGAGCGAGGAGACAUCUGGAAACGAGAUAUUCCGGAUUGGCACUCCUGACAAGAGCUCAGGUGAAUACCGUCAUGGUUACGCCAGAGACGAGACGCACCCCCGACACCCCGAGGAGUACCGUAUCUAUUGGCCGGUCUACGAUUUUGUGGACGAUUUCCCAGAAGGCGUAACAUUUAAGGUUGGUGAGAGCGACGUCUCGACAGACCUAAACUACGUUCACUGGAGUGUGUUCGGUGGUUACGGCAACUCGAUCCGGACGGCGCCGUAUGCUGGUGAUGGCAACGUGAAUAACUGGACGAUCACUUUUGACUUGGAGCAAGACCAAGUCCAGGACGCGACCGAAGGCCAUUUCACCGUCCUUCUGGCAGGUGCAAAGACUGCGGCUGGCAACACGGAUGUUUUCAAUGCUUCUGAGCCCCACUCGAACCUCAAAUACACCGUCAAUGUGAACGGUCAGGACCUCGAGCCUUGGGUCAUUCCCUAUUACCAAAGCAGCUCUUGUGCUGUGAGAUCUGCUGUGAUAUGCUACAACAUUGGCCACAAGUUCGAGUUUGAUGCCGGAAUCCUUCAGGCUGGCGAGAACUCCAUUAUUCUGAGUCUUCCUUUCAACGCCACCGAUUAUGAGAGCGCGGUCUUGACACCAAAUAUCUACGUCCAGUAUGAUGCGUUACGGUUAGAGCUUAGUUAGCUGAAGCCGACAACAUGAUAGUCGGACACAUAAUCAAAUGAGCGUAAAUUUAAGGUGGUAUGUCUAAUUACCUACUCAAGCAUAAUACUGAGAAUGGGCACAACACGUAUUC
Truncatella angustata is the source of this 2350-nucleotide messenger RNA. Its product is annotated as rhamnogalacturonate lyase. The coding region runs from base 244 to 2238 and encodes 664 amino acids. Lineage: Eukaryota; Fungi; Ascomycota; Sordariomycetes; Amphisphaeriales; Sporocadaceae. The transcript is spliced from 8 exons. The record is from RefSeq and is a predicted model, not a curated record. Gene Ontology annotation, molecular function: catalytic activity; carbohydrate binding. Gene Ontology annotation, biological process: carbohydrate metabolic process.